AUGGAAUGUGUCCGGUCUCUGUGGAGUUAUGCCUCCAGAUGUUUUACUUGCCAAGAAGAUUCUUCCACUCAGGGUAACGAACCAAGCGAACGAACUCAUUUGCUAGCCGAUCCUGUUAGUAAUAGUCCAGCAGUGCGUCGGGACAAUGAUACAUAUACGCAGGAGUAUCCCAAUUCAGUACCCAAGAAAGAUGAACAGUCAGCGCUGGCAAAAAUUUUACAAGAAACUUCUGAAAAUAUCAUAGAUGUGGCAGCAAUGGAUACGCAAAAGCUAGAGGCUAGUGAGUAUAACGACCGUAUCAAGCUGUACACACAGCGUCUACAGCAGCAGUGGAGCAAUGUAAACCACCCGAACCAGACAGAGAACUCAAGCCUGCUGAAGGAUAUACCCAAUCCAGAGCCGGUGUUAGCUUCCAUACCGAUAGCCUCGGACGAUCUGGCCAUGAUAAAAAGUAUGGUACAAAAAGCUAAUGUUGCUGUAUCGGAGAUAAAGGUGACCCAUACGGAAAAUCUUGUGGUACCUUUCCGAAUUCCAUAA
This is a messenger RNA of Anopheles marshallii, 537 nucleotides long. RefSeq lists its product as uncharacterized. The record is from RefSeq and is a predicted model, not a curated record. NCBI's taxonomy places the organism in Eukaryota, Metazoa, Arthropoda, Insecta, Diptera, Culicidae. Gene Ontology annotation, molecular function: molecular adaptor activity; guanyl-nucleotide exchange factor activity. Gene Ontology annotation, cellular component: lysosome; Ragulator complex; late endosome membrane. Gene Ontology annotation, biological process: endosomal transport; positive regulation of TOR signaling; positive regulation of MAPK cascade. The transcript is spliced from 4 exons. Bases 1 to 537 code for a protein of 178 amino acids.